AUGAAGACUGAGUUGCUGUUGUCUUCGGCGCUGUCACUUCUCUUUGCCGUCGCAUCAGCUUCUGUAUACGAAGCUUAUCCUAUUAACAAACAGCUUCCACCAAUUGCAAGAGUUGACGAGGAUUUCCAGUUUAAAAUCUCUAAUGACACCUUUAAAUCAACUAACGAAGGAUCCGUUCAAAUAUCAUAUGAAUCUUCUGAAUUGCCAAAUUGGCUUUCAUUCGAUAGUAGUUCUUUGACUUUUUCAGGUAAGGUCUCUUCCGACUUCCUUGAUGAUAACGAAGAUACGAAAUAUUUCGACAUCAUACUUAAAGGUACGGAUUCAACCGAUUCCGCAUCCUUCAACACGACUUUUCAACUGGUGGCUACCAAGAAAUCAGGAAUUUCUUUAGCCGACGACUUUAAUCUAUUAAACCUUUUAAAGAAUUAUGGUUACACUAACGGCAAAGAUGCGUUGAAACUGUCUCCUGGAGACAUAUUCAACGUCACUUUCGAAAGAGAUAAUUUCGAUGUUUCGAGUAAUGAUUCUGUGGUCACUUAUUAUGGCCGUAGUUCCCAAUACAAUGCCCCACUGCCAAAUUGGGUCUUUUUUGAUGCCAACAAUUUGAAAUUUAGUGGAUCAGCUCCUGUAGUCAAUUCUGAUAUUGCCCCAGAAAUGGAUUAUUCUUUCAACCUAAUUGCAACAGACAUCGAUGGAUUCUCGGCUGCGAGUAUUAAUUUUCAAAUUGUUGUCGGGGCGCAUAGGCUAACAACAUCUAUCGAAAAUACAUUGAUAAUAAAUGUUACUGACAGCGGUUCAUUCUCUUACCCAGUGCCUCUAGACUAUGUCUUCUUAAAUGAUGAAGUCAUUUCCAAAGACGACCUGGGAGAUAUUAAACUGGUUGAUACUCCAGAUUGGAUUUCAAUAAGCGAUAACUACACUUUGGAAGGAACUCUUCCAUCGAAUGAGAGUGAUUAUGACUUUCAACUCUCGAUUUAUGACAAGUAUAUGGAUGUGGUGUACCUGAACUUUGUUAUUGAAUCAACUCAGAAUUUAUUUGCCAUAUCAUCAUUUCCUAGCGUUAACGUAACCAGAGGCGAAUGGUUCCAAUACGCAUUAUUGCCUUCCCAAUUCACAUCUUUUGAUGAAACAACGGUGUCUGCUAACUACAGUUCUCAAGCUAAUUGGUUGCGUUUCCAGUCAUCGAACUUGACAUUCUAUGGAGAAGUCCCCGAUGAUUUCGAUGAUUUAAGUAUUGAUAUUGUCGCCUCACUUGGCUCCAAAAUGGAUAGUUUAGUAUUGAAAAUGGUCGGAAUCGACGCUAAAAAUAGCACCAAGACCCAAACUUCUUCAUCUGCUUCACAUACUGCCACUUCGAAAUCAACAGCGUCCUCAACGUCAACAUCAUCUACAAGUCAAAGUAGCUCUUCUGCAUUACUUCCUAAUAAUAAAAAAAGCAAAAGCACCAACAUUGUGGCUAUUGUUUGUGGCGUUGUAAUCCCAAUUGUUGUGCUUCUAAUUCUUUUGAUCAUAUUUCUGUUAUGGAGAAGGAGACGUAACGAAAAGAAAGAAAACGAUAAGGAAAAAAUGGCUAUCAGUGGCCCUGAUCCAAAAAAUCCUGCUAACGAUCCAAAUGCCUGUGGAGAUGUCAACCCAUUCUCAGAUGAAAAUACUUUGGACUCGGGUGAAGUAUCCACCGAAGCAAAAAGGUUAGCAACCUUAAAUGCUAUGAAGCUGGACGAUGUCAGUAAUUCAUCGACCAUGACAUCGUUAGAUGAAAAAGUAUCCGCCGACUCAGUUUACCAGGACGCAGAAAUGGCAAAUAGCAGGGACAUGCUUCUUCAGAGGGAUGACGAAUCUUCUGUAUUUGAUGAUAAAUACAGAUCAUCCUCGGUUUAUUUCCAAAAUGCUCCAAGUCAGCGUAAAUCAUGGCGUUUUUCAAAAAACAAGAUUCAACCUGAUGACAGAACUAUGAGACAGAGUUACGCAUCAUUGAACACAGUCAGCACACAAGAGCUUCUGAAUAGUGAACUUAAGAACGAUAGCACCUUACCACAUGAUCCACGGAAGUCAAGCUUAGGUCUGCGUGAUUCAGUGUUUUGGAACAAGGACACGAAUUCUUCUUCUCCUUUAAAACCCGUCUCUGAAAAUGACAUAACCGAAUCUGCUGCAAGAACGGAUUCGCAGUCGCCACACAGCUCUAUGUCAUCAGAUGGAUUAAUACCAAUGAAACAACAGGAUGGUCAAUACAAAUGGGUUACUAACGAUCAACCUGUACGAAAAAAGAGUACUAAACGGGUGGGUUCAGUUCGUGAGCAAGCUGGUGUCAAUGUCUCCAAUGUGAAUAAUUUUACUGGCGAAUCUCCUGAAAGAAUGUGA
This is a messenger RNA of Kluyveromyces lactis, 2358 nucleotides long. It is a transcript of the gene AXL2, whose product is annotated as Axl2p. The transcript has a single exon. Gene Ontology annotation, cellular component: membrane. The coding region runs from base 1 to 2358 and encodes 785 amino acids. NCBI's taxonomy places the organism in Eukaryota, Fungi, Ascomycota, Saccharomycetes, Saccharomycetales, Saccharomycetaceae. The record is from RefSeq and is a predicted model, not a curated record. Gene Ontology annotation, molecular function: calcium ion binding.